This is a messenger RNA of Photinus pyralis (common eastern firefly), 1320 nucleotides long. Its product is annotated as 3-ketodihydrosphingosine reductase. The coding region runs from base 55 to 1020 and encodes 321 amino acids. The record is from RefSeq and is a predicted model, not a curated record. Lineage: Eukaryota; Metazoa; Arthropoda; Insecta; Coleoptera; Lampyridae. Gene Ontology annotation, biological process: sphingolipid biosynthetic process. Gene Ontology annotation, cellular component: endoplasmic reticulum membrane. The transcript has 2 exons. Gene Ontology annotation, molecular function: 3-dehydrosphinganine reductase activity.
AGCCCCCUUCAUUCAGUCUCUUGUAUUAAUUACAAAUUUCAUAGUGAUUAAGCUAUGUUUUUCCUGCUUAUUCCGGUUGUCUUGUACAUGUUAAUUAAAAAAUAUUUUUUCUCAAAAAGUCCAAAGAAGCUACUAAAGAAACAUGUUGUGGUAACGGGAGGUUCGAGUGGCAUCGGGAAAUCUGUUGGGAUUUUGGCCGCGAGUCGAGGUGCAAACGUCACAAUUAUUGCUAGGGAUGAAGACAAGCUAAAGCUGGCAGAAAGGGACAUAAAAAAGGCCUGCAUCGAUGAGAAUCAGCAAGUUAAAAUUUUCUCUCUGGAUGUUACGGAUAAUGUAGCAGUUACGAGAGUUUUCGAUCAAAUUGAGGAUUCCGGAGGUCCAAUUUAUAUGUUGAUCAAUUGUGCGGGAAAAUCGAUCUGUAGAACAUUGGAGGAUAUGAGUGUCGAUGACAUAACAUCCAUGCUGAAUUUAAAUGUGCUCGGCACUGUGUUUCCAACUCGUUGGGUGUUGCCAAAGUUUAAGGCGAGAAAAGAAGGAAUAAUUGUUAUUACGGCGUCGCAAGCGUCUCUAAUUGGUAUCUACGGUAUGUCUGUCUAUAGCGCCAGUAAAUUUGCCCUAAGAGGAUUCGCUGAAGCUAUUGACAUGGAGGCUCGUUUUCAUAAUGUUAGUGUUACCCUUUCACUGCCACCUGAUACAGAUACACCCGGGCUUCAUGCCGAAAACAUAGGAAAACCUGAAGAGACUUUGUUAAUAUCAGGAUGUGCCGGAUUGUUUCAGCCUGAUGUAGUGGCAGAAAGGUUACUGGAUGAUGCUUUAGAUAAAAAGUUCUUUAGCCAUAUUGGUUUUGAGAGCUUUGUUAGCACUACAUUGGGUGCAGGAAUGUCUCCAUGCUCUUCUAUUGCAGAAAUCCUCCUGCAACUAUUCUGUAUGGGACCACUUAGGCUUAUUGGUUUAGGAUAUUUAGCACACUUUCAUCGCAUAAUCCGUAGAGGCGUUGAGAAGUCAGAAAAACAAAAAUGAUUGUAGUGGUCCUCUUAGUUGUGCUGAACGAUUUUGUGUUGUUGAUCAGCAGUCAUGAACUAACAGAACAAUCCUUUUGGAACUAUUAAAUGAAGCACAGAUCUAACUUUUAUAUGCUGUAAAACUUACAUCAUAUUUUUCAAGAUCUCUCCUAAUUUACUAUUUCUUAAGCACAUUAUUUAAAAAAACUUCUUUGUAAUAGUUGACUCUUUGUUCCAAUUAAUAUAACAGGCCUGGCCAAACUGAUAUCAUUUUACAUUAUAAUUUAUAUAUAUUAAUAUAAGUACCCGUUUUUCCUUU